Molecule: messenger RNA, 705 nt
Organism: Lichtheimia ornata
Lineage: Eukaryota; Fungi; Mucoromycota; Mucoromycetes; Mucorales; Lichtheimiaceae
Exons: 4
Coding region: 1-705 (234 amino acids)
Source: RefSeq, a predicted model, not a curated record
AUGCCAAAGACUCCACCCUUGAUGCUGCCCCCUUUUAUUGAUCAAUCAAAACAAUCCUUUUUCACCAACAACAAUGAACAACGCGACGAGAACGAGGGGUUGAUUGAAUGGGAUUCCUUCGAACGCUUGGAGCGAGAAUAUGAACAAACUUACCUGGAAGACAAUACGAAAACCGAGGUAGACAGCGAUUACUAUGAUGAAUUGCCAAAGCACCACUACAUCUAUAGGCAAGAUCCUAUUGAACAACGUGGAGGAGGAGGAGGAGAGGAUUAUCGAAUCGAUCAAGAUAAUGAUCAUGCGAGCCCAAAAGACCAAGAACCCCAAGGGAUCUAUGGGCACAAUGACACGCGUUCACCCAAUCAAAGCGAGCAGGAUGGUCAAGAGCCUGAGCCAGCAAUGCCGGUUUCGCAUGGAUUGAUGACAUUGCAUGAACGAAUGAAACUCCAUCUGGACGGGAUCGCGAGUCUAAUGGAAAAGGCUUUCGAGCAAAUACACCAAACGCAAGAAGGACACGAAGAGCUGGCUGAAGUGGUACGAGCGCACAGACUUGCAUUGGCAGAACGCGGGGCUAUUCUCAAUCAGCAAUGUGAGCAGGUGCGUGCACACGUUGACAGCAUUGAAAGCUCAUUGCAAGGUUACAAACGUACAUCAUCAUCACCCUAUCCAUCUCCUAUCUUAUCCAGAAAGAAUGAACACCACCUAUAA